AUGCCUCAUUGCCCAGCAUGGAAGACCCAACAAAAACUUGCAAAGGGUCUCCUGAACUCUCGCAUGGCGCAAAUGUACGGCCCACUUCAAGAGCUCGAGAGCGCACAGUUGCUUCAGGAGUUCGCCUCUGCUUCGGUGGGAGGAGGGACCGUCAAUUUUACGAGAAUAUUCAGACGCUACACAAUAGGAGUUACGUUUCUCCUGUCCUAUGGCGAGCGAAUAAGCGAUCCGUCUGACCCUCGGCCCGAGGCAAUUGAAACUAUGAUAGAUCAAGUGGCAGAGAAUCUCCAAAAACCUGCCAAUCUUUUGGUGGAAUUGUUCCCGUCCCUACAAUAUCUUCCAAGAUUUCUAUUACCUUGGAAGCGGCAGGGGGAUGCCUUGCACGACAAUCUCAACGUUAUGUUCUUGGGGAUGUUCCGACAUGGUGUACGAGCAAAACCUUGGAACUGGAGUAAGCAUCUGAUCACUCUGGAUGAGGCCCAGUCGUUAAGUGAGAAGGAACUUGCAUUCCUAUUGGGGGGUCUCAUGGAAACUAGUACAACGACCAUCAAAACACUUGAGUGGUUUGUCAUGGCCUGUCUUUUGAAUGAGUCCGCUGUGCAGAAAGCACGAAAAGAGCUCGACGCUGUCAUUGGGAUCAGCAGGCUACCACAAUUUGUGGACGCCCAUAAGUUGCCAUAUCUCAAUUCUUUCAUUCAGGAAGUUCUACGUUGGAGAGGGAUCUUUCCACUCGGCGUACCGCACUCUAAUCUCGAAGCGGACGAAUACGGGGGUUACAGUAUCCCCAAGGGAGCGACGAUCCUACCGAACCACUGGGCUAUGGAUUUAGAUGAUAGGGUAUUUCCUGACGCUCAGCUGUUCAAUCCUGAUAGGUGGGUACAAUCUCCCGACCUUCCAAUGUCUCACUUUGGAUUUGGUCAAAGGGUUUGUCCUGGGCAACAUCUCGCUCGCAAAUCACUCUAUAUUGUCAUAAGUCGCAUGCUUUGGGGGUUCGAAAUAUCCCAUCUGCACGAGGCGAGCGGCAAAAGAAUUGAGGUUGAUCCAUACAACAUGGUUCAAGGUGUGAUGACCGGACCAGUGGCUUACAGCGCCUCAUUCAAGAUACGUUCUAUGGAACAUUGGCGAGUCAUUGAAGCAGAAUCUUCCAUUCCCCAUGAUCUUCACCGGGAGCUAUUGGAUGCCAUAAAAAUAUGA
Messenger RNA from Penicillium canescens, 1194 nucleotides. RefSeq lists its product as uncharacterized. The transcript has a single exon. The record is from RefSeq and is a predicted model, not a curated record. Gene Ontology annotation, molecular function: iron ion binding; monooxygenase activity; oxidoreductase activity, acting on paired donors, with incorporation or reduction of molecular oxygen. The coding region runs from base 1 to 1194 and encodes 397 amino acids. NCBI's taxonomy places the organism in Eukaryota, Fungi, Ascomycota, Eurotiomycetes, Eurotiales, Aspergillaceae.